AUGAAUAUGGAACAGCAAGAUGUUUCUAUUACAGAUGCCAAUGAUGAUACUCUACACAGCAAAGUAGCUCCCCAUUCAGCUAUGCUCGACUUGAUUGGUGAUUUGCAAAAGAAAAAGAAGAAAGAGGUGAAAGAAGUAGAGAAGAGAAGCGAAAACAAGAAAGAAAAAGAAGAAAAGUACAAAACUGUUCUGAAGAAAGACCGCUUCGAACCGCAAAACUAUCUUCUUCGUAUAGAAGGUUCGAUCUGUUGUUCCACAAUAAUUGUAACAACAAUACUCAUAGUAACCAAUUUCCUUCUUCUACUCACAGUUAUAACUCUAAGCAAAGGAGAUUUACGUCAUUUGGUCAAUACUAUACCUAUCAAUCAGAACGAUAAAUAA
Messenger RNA from Auanema sp. JU1783, 381 nucleotides. The record is from the annotation of a GenBank genome assembly. NCBI's taxonomy places the organism in Eukaryota, Metazoa, Nematoda, Chromadorea, Rhabditida, Rhabditidae.